AUGUCGGGUUCCCUGGGACAGACACUCUUUGCCUCGUUGCUUCUGGUGUGUAUUAGUGGUGUCAACGCCCAGGUACUGGCUCCCACCAACGAUAUCCUAUCGCCGUCUACUUCGACAAACCAAAACCCUCUUAAAUAUGCCGGGGGGAAUAGUCCUUACUUCGCCGGUCCCAAUGUCUUUGGAAUCGAUAACAGCGUGCCUGAAAAGUGCUCGGUCCAGCAAGCCGCUUAUGUCGUGAGACACGGCAGCCGCUUCCCAGAUUCUGGCUCCUAUGAAUCAUGGGUGGGUAUCAAGGAGAAGAUCCAAGCUGCCGUCAAUAGCACCGGAUUUCAGGCCCGUGGAUCCUUGGCCUUCAUACCAGAAUGGACUCCCGUUCUGACCAAUCCAACCUUGCAAAUGUCCCAAGAGUCAAUGACGGGGUGGAAGGAGGCGAAUGAUCUCGGCUACCAGCUGCGGGCCCGAUAUCCCCAUUUCUAUGAAGAUGGAAGCCCAUUCUACGCGUGGGCGAAUGCUUACCAGUAUCCGCUAAACGAGUCGAGAGUCGUUCAAACUGCCCGUGCCUUUGUCAAUGGAUACCUUUACGAGUAUGCUGACACCUACGGCACUGUGGUCAGCGUGAACUCGACCGGCUCCGUCAGUGCCAUCGGCAACUCCCUGGGACCCUCCGAUAUGUGUCCGGCAUUUUCUUCUAUUUCAAGCGGAGGAAAUAAUGUUACUGAUUUCGACGCUACCUGGACUCCCAAAGCGCUCGAACGCAUCAACUCCCUCGUCAGUGGCAAUCUCACAUUUGAUGAGAGCGAUAUCCUCUUCUUCCCGUAUCUGUGCGGGUACGAAAGCCAAAUUACCGGACGCCUGAGCCCCUGGUGUGGAGUGUUCACCGAGGAUGAGCUACGCAACUACGCUUAUUCGCAGGACUUGAGCUACUACUACAAGGUCGGCCCUGGUUCCGUUGGUCCGGCCAAGGUUCUAUUCCUACCUUUCCUAAACAGUCUGCUGGACCUUCUAAGCAAGGGGCCUGGUCAGAUUGGCACCAAUGUGGACGGGGGAAGCUUCACCAUUCCCAACCUAAUCAUGGCCUUCUUGAAUGAUAAUCAGAUCGCCGAGAUGACCGCUGCCAUGGGCAUCUUCGAUGACGAGCCCUCCCUGCCUACCAACCAGCUCCCCACCCACCAUCUGUAUAAUGUUGCGAAUUGGAUCACCAUGCGGGGGACGGUUGCCUUUGAGGUUUUGAACUGCGAGGUCGAGUCUCGACGCCAAACAUUCAACAAAACCUAUGUCCGCGUCCUGUUCAACGACGCCGUCUACCCCAUCGCUCACUGCCAAGAUGGACCUGGCCGGAGCUGUUUGUUGUCUGAUUAUAUCUCCCUUCUUGAGAAGAAAAGCAAAGGUGCGGGUAGCUUCAACGAAUAUUGCAAUGUGACGGUGGCAGAUGCCCCCAGCCCGGUCGCGGGCGCCAGCUUCUUCACGGACCUGAGCCUCGACUUUUUGACGUUUGUCAAACCAUGA
Molecule: messenger RNA, 1506 nt
Organism: Aspergillus welwitschiae
Lineage: Eukaryota; Fungi; Ascomycota; Eurotiomycetes; Eurotiales; Aspergillaceae
Product: phosphoglycerate mutase-like protein
Exons: 7
Coding region: 1-1506 (501 amino acids)
Cellular component (GO): fungal-type cell wall
Molecular function (GO): acid phosphatase activity
Source: RefSeq, a predicted model, not a curated record